This is a messenger RNA of Erythranthe guttata (spotted monkey flower), 3106 nucleotides long. RefSeq names its product putative LRR receptor-like serine/threonine-protein kinase At2g16250. Gene Ontology annotation, molecular function: protein kinase activity; receptor serine/threonine kinase binding; ATP binding. Gene Ontology annotation, biological process: protein phosphorylation. NCBI's taxonomy places the organism in Eukaryota, Viridiplantae, Streptophyta, Magnoliopsida, Lamiales, Phrymaceae. The record is from RefSeq and is a predicted model, not a curated record.
UUUUUUUAAUCUCCUUCUUCGGAAGCCCUAUUUUCUCUCUCCUCCGUCAACCGAAGCAAGCAGAACAAAAAAAAUGGCGUAGGAACCGAAGAAUUCUGAGUAUACCAAACGCCAAUUAUCUGUAUUUAGAGCUCAAUGAAGUUGCGGCAGCAAUGGCGGAUCGGUGGAGCAGGUUAUUUUUUGUUUGUGUAGCAUCGUUUUCCGUACUGUUCGGUCUCACAGUAGAGCAGCAAUUGCCGUUCUCGUGGCAAGAGAAAUUGGAUUUGCUUCAGCUAAGAUCUUCAUUAGGGUUGAGGGCAAAAGAAUGGCCGAUAAAAUCCAACCCGUGUACACAAUGGGCGGGUAUUCAGUGCACAAACGGUCGGGUCACAGGAAUCAGCGUUUCAGGGUUCACGAGAACCAGAAUUGGGAAUCGAAACCCUCGAUUUUCAGUGGACGCACUCCGGAAUUUAACACUUUUGUCCUCGUUCAACGCCUCGAAUUUUCCAAUGCCGGGGAAUAUUCCCGACUGGUUCGGAUCACUUCCCUCUCUCCGAGUGCUCGAUCUUAGGUCUUGCUCAAUUCAUGGUGCUAUUCCAUUCACUCUUGGAAAUUUGAGCAGCUUAAUUGAACUGCAUUUGUCUGAUAACAAGCUAACUGGUGGUGUUCCGUCUAGUUUAGGCCAGUUAUUUACGCUCUCUGCCCUUGAUCUUUCGCGGAAUCUCCUUACAGGGUCUAUUCCCGAAACAUUUUCCAAUCUUGGGAACCUUACUUUGCUGGACAUGUCUUUAAAUUUCUUGUCCGGACUGAUUCCAACCGGCAUUGGGAAUUUGUCCAGUUUGCAGUUCUUGAAUUUAUCAGGAAAUAGUUUUUCGUCUUCGAUACCUGCUCAAAUAGGCGAUCUUUCUAGUCUGAUCGAACUCGAUCUUGGAUUUAAUUCUCUUUCCGGUUCAGUGCCUCCAGAGUUUAGAGGGUUGAAGAAUUUGCAACGAAUGGUACUCGAGGAUAAUUUACUUUCAGGACCUUUGCCUGUUACCCUGUUUCCUCUUUGGACUCGGUUGCGUUUUGUGGUUUUGAGUAAGAACGGUUUUAGUGGUGAGUUUCCAGAUGUUCUGUGGUCCCUGCCCGAACUGAAAUUCCUCGAUGUGUCUGGUAAUAAUUUCACCGGUCUAAUGCCAAAUAUCGGCUCGAUUGCUAAUAAUAACGGUGCAGUAUUCAACAUUUCGAGGAAUCUUUUUUAUGGAAAUCUGACACCUGUAAUUAUGAGGUUCGGUUUUAUCGACAUGUCGGAGAAUUAUUUCGAGGGUCCGGUUCCAAUUUACGCACGUGGCAAUGCAUCUCUUAGGAGUAAUUGCCUCCGAAAUGUGACUAAUCAGAGGAAUGCAACAGAUUGUGCCUCGUUCUAUUCUGACAGGAAUUUGGUGUUCGAUAAUUUUGGAGAGCCUAAUGCCACACCUCCUCCUCCAAAAUCAGAUAAUAAGAGCCACAAAUCGAUUAUCAUUUUAUCAUCUGUUUUAGGAGCUGCUCUUAUUGCCCUUGUUGUAAUGAUCAUAGUAGUGAUAAUUAUGUGCAAGCGCAAGAGAAACACAACACCUCCUGGUAAUGCCGUUGGCGUGGGCCCCACUCCUGCCGUUGGGGGGCCUCCACCCCCUCCCGGAGCAUCGUUGAACUUUUCCAACAUCGGAGAUACGUUUACGUUGCAGCAGAUUCUUCAAGCUAUCGGUGAAUUUAAUGAUGCGAAUCUGAUCAAGAGCGGUCACUCUGGAGAUCUUUAUUCUGGAAAACUCGAAGGUGGAAUACCUGUCGUGAUAAAAAAGAUAGAUUUGAAUUCAUCAGUGAAAAUGGGAAUGUAUAUGUCGGAAUUGGACUUUUUUAGCAAGUUUUCGCAUCCAAGAUUCGUCCCUCUUUUGGGCCAUUGUUUGGAGAAUGAGAACGAAAAAUAUCUCGUUUAUAAAUACAUGCCGAAUAGAGAUUUGUCCAGUUCAUUAUUCAAGAAAAUAAAUUCUGAUGAUGAUGACAGUUUACAGUCACUGGAUUGGAUAACUAGACUCAAAAUUGCGAUUGGAGCUGCCGAGGGUUUGUCUUAUUUGCAUCACGAAUGUGUUCCGCCACUUGUUCACAGGGAUGUUCAAGCGAGCAGCAUACUUCUUGAUGAUAGAUAUGAAGUAAGGUUAGGAAGCUUGAGCCAGGUUUGUGCUCAAGAGGGUGAUAUUACAAAUCAUAAUCGGAUAACAAAGAUGCUGUGGUUGCCUUCGACAUCGGAUCAAGGCGCUUCAGGUACCCUCCCAAACGCAACAUGUGCGUACGACGUAUACUGCUUCGGCAAAGUACUGCUGGAGCUAGUAACCGGCAAGCUAGGAAUCAGCUCAACCAACGACUCAGCCACAAAGGAGUUUCUAGAAGCAACACUACCUUGCAUCAAUAUAUACGACAAAGAACUCGUGACCAAUAUAAUCGAUCCAUCUUUGAUCAUAGACGAGGACCUUCUAGAAGAAGUGUGGGCCAUGGCUAUAGUCGCCAGGUCAUGCCUAAACCCUAAACCUAGUCGUAGACCUCUCAUGCGGUAUAUUCUUAAAGCUUUGGAGAAUCCUCUCAAGGUUGUAAGAGAAGAGCCGAGUGGCUCGGAGAGGCUUCGGGCCACUUCUUCUAGAGGGUCGUGGAAUGCUGCGCUUUUCGGCAGCUGGCGGCAUAGCUCGUCUGACGUGGGGGGCGCUGCCACAUUAGCGCCUUCGGCUUCUCGUAGAAAUGAACGAUCUUCGUCGAUCGGACGGCAGUCGAAGGAUAUCUUUCCAGAGCCGUUGGAUGUAGAGAGACUAUAGGGGGGGGUUAGAGAGAGAUAAAAGGGGUGAUUUAUUUAAUUAUUUUUAUUUAUUUUUCGUCUCGAUUCUUUUUAGUAAUAAGGGGUGACUACAGUUUGGGAUGUUCUUUGCUGGCUAGAUUUUUUUUUUCUUUUUUCUUUUUAAAUCUGUAUAUUCACAAAAGAGACGGCCAAUUUGUUUGUUUUUAGAGGUUUUAGAAAAUCAAAAGAGGAGAUGGAUGAUUGCUAGUGAUUGGCUUUUGUUUGAAGGCUUGUUUUUUGUUAAACAAGCUGCAAUAUUUUUAUUUAUUUAUUUAUUUACUUUUAUGU